Messenger RNA from Microstroma glucosiphilum, 2258 nucleotides. RefSeq lists its product as hypothetical. The record is from RefSeq and is a predicted model, not a curated record. Lineage: Eukaryota; Fungi; Basidiomycota; Exobasidiomycetes; Microstromatales; Microstromataceae. The transcript has a single exon. The coding region runs from base 103 to 2025 and encodes 640 amino acids. Gene Ontology annotation, molecular function: protein heterodimerization activity.
CCUUUACUCGCACCUUCUACAUUCUGUACCCAUCGCAACAUUCUGCAUCCCAGUUUUGUCACCAUGGCAGAUGCUUCUGGCGUCGGAUCCUCAUCCUCGACCAUGGCAGGACCAUCCUCACAGCUCGCCGACCCUUUCUCCUCCUCCUCUCAUCUGGCUGGACCACCCUUCGAUCUCCUUGGACUCCCCCUCUUGCAUCUCCUCUCCCUACACCCACUCGCCUCAGUACACGGCUCCAUCCUCCCGCUCCUCUCCGAUGUUCUCCACAACUACCUCUCGCUCAUCUGCCGCAUCACAGGCCAGUCUGCUCGCCAUGCAGGUCGGACGUCCAUCAAUCCCUGGGACGUCGUGACCUGCCUUGAUCAGGUGGGGCCCAUUGAGGAUCUGCAGGACAUGAAGAGGUGGAUGAGCAGCGAAGAGAGAAAGGAGUGGGGUGAACGCAUGGAGGCAGGAUUUGGUACUGGCAGUAGUGGCGCAAAGGCUAGAGAGGACUGGGAGACUCGCAAAAUGGCAUUGAGGCUGGCUGUCAAGCGAAGGUCCAUCAGUGAGGUCGCCAAGGGCAAAAUGAGGUGGAUGACUCUCCGUGAGGACGAGCUGGCACUCUAUCAGGAGCUGCAGACUGUAGAGGAGGAUCGACUCAAAAUAGCUAGCCGGAGUCGGAGAAGAAGGAGAAAUGGCUCUCCAUCGGGAGGCGCCAAGAGGAGUAGAACGUCCGGGAGCACAAGUCAGGGCUUCGAGCGAGCUUACGAAGAUGCAGGCAACAGUGAUGGAGAGAAGAGCGGCAGCGAUACAAUGGAAGGAUCUGAGGACGAAAAUGAUGAUAAUGACGACGGUCUCUCUAUUGCGACUGGACGGACAAGCGUCUCGCCUGCUCCAGACCUCCUUCCGUCAGAUGAGGAGCUAUACAAGGGGAGGUCUUUGCAAAACGGACAUUCACCUUCAAGGACACGGAUCUGGUAUGUUCCAUCUUUCCUACCUCCCUUUCCAGGCCAGGAAGACGGACAACCGCGCGCUCAUGAGCAACCAAUCGCAACGGAGGCAUCGAUAUCCGGUACAACGGAAGGAAGGACAGCCAAUGGCAGUCUGGCGCCAGUCGACGUCGACGAUGGAGACGUAGUACACCCUGCUUCAGGUCCUGAAGCCAGCCCUAUCCCGGACGCCUCUUCUGCAUCUUACUUCGCCGGACCGACACCCUUUGCAGCAUCUUCGCUCUUCAAAGCAGAAGAGGAUGGAACACAAUUGCCGCCUCUAGAUACAUUCCCUUUCUUACCCGACAAUGGUGGAUCCGCCAGGACGCCGUCUUCAUCGCAUUCCGCCUUCGUCGAUGCGUACACGUCGCUCUCCUCGUCUGGGGAGACACCAACUCUACUGCCACAGACGGUUCACAGACGGCAGAUAGCUCUUCAAUUGUCGCAGCCAUCCAACUACGCCCCGAUGGAUACGCUAUACGGCGGUAUCAGCGCCCGCCCCUCCGCCAUGCCUUUCACGCCCAAUGCUUCUCACCUCAUUACCCUUCCCGCCAAUGGAGGCGCCCCUCGCUUCACGCCUACCAGACCCAAAGGCAGGCCGCUGGAGCUUGCUUCCUCCUCGGGCGUCAGCCACCCCAUCUUCGGGUACCGCAAGCCAGCCCACUCACUAGGCAGAUUGGCAAGAAAUCUCCUCGCCGGCGCACCAGUCGUGAGCGUCCCUCGUCCCGAGACAGGGUCCUCGACCAAUGCGAACGAUCUAGCGGCAACGAUCACUUCUCUCAACCCAGAGGGCCUCUACACGCCUCCCCUCUCGAUUCUGCAUCGCUCCCUGCAUAUCAUGGAUCCACCACCUUUGCGGGACGAAGGGUACGUGGAGCGCGUCUUCAGAGGUGCGGCUCUCAGUGGCGAGGAGGGUACACUGACGCGCGGAGAGAAUUGGUUGAAGGCAGGAGUGGACGCGGUCGAGGUUGCGAGUGGGGAGAAGGUCAAGAGUGGAACGUUGGUGUAUACGUGGGAUUGGGUGGGGAGGGAGUGUACGAAGGAGGGGGCGGAUUGAAAACGGGGCUGUGAAGGUGACAAUUGGAGCUUGUGACUGGACCGGGUAGAAAAGGCGGCGCUGUGUGAACGACAGCUUUGCAAUUGUAGAGGCACUGUUCCAGCAGGCUGGCGCAUCUGGUCUCCUUUAUCAUCUCCAUACAUCCUCAUGCAAACAGUCUUUUGAGUCGCGAUCUGAGCAUUGAGCUUGCUCUCACUGCGCCCAACGUCGCUCACACAAAGUCUGCAACGAUG